UGGUGGGUUUAAUUCAUGCGUGUGCUGUGUCUUGCAGGUGAAGAUGAACAAUCUACUGAGAUGGCUGCAAGGUGGGAAGACGAGAAGGUGACUGAAGCAGCAUCAGAUGGUUUUGUUGCUAUUAAAAUUGACACCAAAAGUGAAGCAUGCCUGCAGUUUUCUCAAAUUUAUCCUGUAGUGUGCGUCCCAUCCAGCUUUUUUAUAGGAGACAAUGGAAUCCCUUUGGAAGUUAUUGCUGGCAGCGUUUCUGUGGAGGAGCUUGUUACCAGAAUCCAUAAAGUCAAACAGAUGCACACAGGGAAAGGGCGGCCUUUGGAAAAUGGCAGUCAGGCAUCUGCUCCCUGUCCCUCCUCUCAGUCUGAUGGUGCUCCAGAAAGUGCAGAAUCCAGAGCAGGGGUUUGUGACUCUCCUAAGGCUGUUAUGCCUGAGACAAUAGCAUCUUCUGCUGGUAAUGAUGAAGCAAACUCACGUCAAGCAAGCCAGGAAGCAACUAAUUCUACAGAUGAGCAAGCAAAUGAUGCUCAGCCUGUGAAUGAUCUUACACGCAAAGUAGAAAGGUUAACAAAAAGGCUUGAAGAAAGAAGAGAGGAGAAAAGGAAAGAAGAAGAACAGAAAGAAAUUAAGAAAGAAAUUGAAAGAAGGAAAACCGGUAAAGAAAUGUUGGAGUACAAAAGACGACAGGAAGAAGAAUUGACCAAACGUAUGUUAGAAGAAAGGAACAGAGAAAAGGCAGAAGAGAAGGCUGCUAGAGAGCGCAUAAGGCAACAGAUUGCAAUGGAUCGUGCUGAGAGGGCAGCUCGCUUUGCAAAAUCGAAGGAAGAAGCAGAAGCUGCAAAAGCUGCAGCUCUUCAGGCUAAACAGGCUGAAAUAGAGGCCAGAAAAGAGGCAGCUCAAAGGGAACGAAGUGCAAUAGCCAGGAUUCAGUUCCGCCUCCCUGAUGGAUCUUCCUUCACUAACCAGUUCCCAUCUGAAGCACGGCUAGAAGAAGCCAGGCAGUUUGCUGCACAGACGGUUGGUAACACUUAUGGCAAUUUUUCACUGGCGACAAUGUUUCCCAGGAGGGAGUUUACCAAAGAAGAUUAUGGAAAGAAGUUACUAGAACUCGAGCUAGCACCCAGUGCUUCAGUAGUGUUGCUGCCGGCGGGAAGACCUGCGACUUCUGUUGUUCAGGCUUCAGGCAGCGAUCUGUGGAAGUUCUUGGGCACAAUCCUUUAUCCCCUUUUAGCGGUUUGGAGAUUCAUUAGCAACUUUCUGUUUACGAGCCCACCUCCCUCACAGCCCUCUGUGAGAUCAGCCCAUCAGCGAGACCACUCAUCUCCCUCAGCGUCGGGCAGCAUUGAGCAAAGCAGGCAAGCAGUCAGGAAACGAGUAGUGGAAAAGCGGGGGGAAGACUUCAAAAAAGAAGGCAAAAUAUAUAGACUGAGGACUCAAGAUGAUGGAGAAGAUGAAAACAAUACUUGGAAUGGAAAUUCUACACAACAAAUGUAGUUUUGAGUAACUGCAGUUACUAUCAGGCUGCUUUUCUUCUUUUUUUUCUUUUUUUUUCUUCUCUUAUUUGAUCUAAGUCAACUAAAGCUUCUGGACAAGUGGGGCUUAUUUUACACUGACUGAAUUACUUAAUUCUUAUUCCUGUGGUGGAUUAUGGAAUAAAGUCACCUGUGUCAGAAAAAUCAAGUGGGUGUAAGUGGAAACUAU
Molecule: messenger RNA, 1695 nt
Organism: Cyanistes caeruleus (blue tit)
Lineage: Eukaryota; Metazoa; Chordata; Aves; Passeriformes; Paridae
Source: RefSeq, a predicted model, not a curated record